CUUUCCGGCGGGAGGGUAGAAGCGGAAGGUAGUCAGUGGAGGCGUGAGUUUGCCACAGGGUGCUGCGAGGGUGUUCCUCGUACGGUGGGUCUCCGUUGCGACGUCGCCAGCCAGACUCAGCAUGCCGGGCGUGAAGCUGACCACCCAGGCCUACUGCAAGAUGGUACUACACGGCGCCAAGUACCCGCACUGCGCCGUCAACGGGCUUCUGGUGGCCGAGAGGCAGAGGCCACGCAAGGAGCACCCGCCGGGCGCAGGCACCCAUACUCUCUUCGUGGACUGCAUCCCGCUUUUCCACGGCACGCUGGCCCUAGCGCCCAUGCUGGAGGUGGCGCUCACUCUGAUUGACUCGUGGUGCAAAGAGAACAGCUAUGUGAUCGCCGGCUAUUACCAAGCUAAUGAGCGUGUGAAGGAUGCCAGCCCGAACCAGGUGGCAGAGAAGGUGGCCUCCAGGAUCGCCGAGGGCUUCAGUGACACUGCACUCAUCAUGGUGGACAAUGCCAAGUUCACGAUGGACUGCGCAGCACCUACCAUCCAUGUGUACGAGCACCAUGAGAACAGGUGGAGAUGCAGAGACCCACACCACGACUACUGUGAAGAUUGGCCGGAGGCACAGAGGAUCUUGGCAUCACUCCUGGACAGCCGCUCCUAUGAAACACUCGUGGAUUUUGAUAACCACCUGGAUGACAUUCGGAACGACUGGACAAACCCCGAGAUCAACAAAGCAGUUCUGCACCUGUGCUAGACGAGAGCCCUGACAGCUGGACACUUUCCACCACAGAGAAGAGGAAAACAUACUUUUAAAUUCAGAGGAGUAAUGAGUUAGCCUGAUGAAGCUGCAAGUCUGUGAUGUGUGCCUUGGAAGGGGAGUCCGGUCGGCAUCCUUCAGGGCAGGGCUGUGGAGAGGUGUGGUUCUUAGUCCUGUGCUGCCCAAUCCUGCCCAUCAGAGCUCUUUCUGCUUGUCCCAGGUUGUUCCCAUUAAACAGUUCUAGCCUUUUAUAAUCUAGAGAGAAUACAUUUCAGUCUUUACUCUGGUGAGUGUAAGUCUUUACUUUGGCUGAGCCAACUCCAGGCUUCAGGCAGCCUCAUGGACUGCUGGGGCAUCAUCUGAUCAGUGAAGGUGGUGUUGGGGCUAGGAGCUGUUGGCUGCACAGGGAAAGAGCCAGCGCCAUUACCUGAGACACCUCACUGUACAGUGAGCACAAGCACACUGGUGAUGAUCUAUGCAGAGAUCCCAUGGAGAGAGGACGCCUAGCCUAUGAACAUUCCCGAAGCCUGACUCAGCUGCUCUGGGUCUUCAGAAUGAGAGCUGCUUUGUAUUGAAAAUAAACAAAAAACAAACAUAGAAAAAAAUCCUUAGUGUUCAGUGUCCCCGGGAUGUCCUGAGCAAUGUGCGUGUUAGCUUGAUCGUUUGACCAAGUGUUCUGACCAUCUUAGGAAAUAGUAAGCAGACUUUGGUACAUUGUGUGUUGUCCUUUGUGAAUGUUUUACACAGAAUAGUGCCUUUCCUUAGGCUUCAUGAGGCUGGUGGCAAGGGUUGGUGACAGCAUUCCCCGGACUCUAAGUGGGACAGGCAGGGUCACCUUAGUGAGUGGACACAGGGCGUGGUUCCUCCCCCUUACUCGAGCGCCUCUUGCCUUUAACUGUUUUGUUUUGCUCUUGGUAUUUGUUUGUUGUUUGGGGGAAGUGUUUAGUUUUGGUUGAUUGAGAAUAUCCUUUCGCUCUCCUGAUUGGCUUGGUGUUGACUAAGUAUGUGGAGGAACCUGGCCUUGAAUGUGCAAUAAUCCCUCUGCCUUUGCUUCUCAAGGACUGAGAUCAGCACCCCUCCCAAGUCUCCCAAGGAAAAGGAUCACAAGUUUAAGUCCAAUUCUUCAUAAUGAGUUUCAGGCCAGCUUAGUGAGAGCAUGUUCUGAAAACGAAAUCUGAAUGGGGCAGGUCACCUACAUUGUGUUCAGAGACAAGUCCCUUCCAGCUGUGGCUGGCAAACGGUUCUGGUGGACUUCACUCCUGGGCAGAGCACAGGGCCUCACUGGUGAGCUACCCCACAGCCCCGGGUGAACAUUGAGAACUCGUACCCAUCUGCCCUAGUUAAGUUCUUGUUGCUGUGAUUGAAGCACCAGAACUCAUGUGGGGAGGAAAUGAUUUCUUUCACCUUAUAACUCUCAAGUCAGAGAACAAGAAGUUGGAGGCAGGAACUGAACAGAGGCCAGUGUAGACCAGGCUGGCCUCAUACUCAAAGAUCCACCUGCCUCUGCCUCCUGGGUGCUAGUCUUAAAGGAAUUUUUCACUUCUGGAAUUGCCUUUAAGAAUUAAGGAUACUGCUGGGCAGUGGUGGCACACACCUUUAUUACCAGCACUGAGAAAGCAAGGCAGGUGGAUCUCUGAGUUCAAGGCCAGCCUGGGCUACAGAGUGAGUUCCAGGACAGUCAAGGCUACACAGAGAAACCCUGUCUCAAAAAACAAACAAAAGAAAACACUAAAUCAGGCAUGGUGGUGCUUGUUUUUAAUCCCAGCACUCUGGAGGAAGAGUCAGGCAGAUGUGAGUUCAAGGCCAGCUUGAUAUAGUUCCAGGACAGCCAGGGCUACGUAGAAAGGCCCUGACUCCAAAAUAAAAAAAAGAUCCUAUUCCAGGCAUGGUGGCAUACACCCAUAAUCCUAGCACUCGGGCUGAAACAGUAGAAUUGCAACAAGUUGAAGCCAGCCUAGGCUGCAUUGUGAGUUCCAAGACAAAGCUAGAAUGAAGACCUGUCUCCAAAAAACAGGAAAUAAUACUAAAGGAUGCAAAUAUAGAAAAACAGGCAACACCCUCAUCAGAAACUGUGUGCUGCUUAGAAAGAACUGAUGGCUAAUAUAGAGGUGUGUGGGGUGUUUGCUAAGCCAUGUGUGUCCAGUGUCCAUGCAAUAGAAAGCAGGUUGGAAAUCCUGGGGAAGUCUUUGUAAGGCCAGCAAGAUGGCUCAGCAGAUAAAUGCACCUUUCGGGCCUGACAGCCUGAGUGAGUUCUAUGCCUGGGACCCACAUGUUAGAAAUGCAUAGGUUGUCCUCUGACCUCCACAUGUGCACAUAAUUGAUAAAUAAAUGUUAUUUUUUAAAGCCUU
Peromyscus californicus insignis is the source of this 3096-nucleotide messenger RNA. RefSeq names its product ER membrane protein complex subunit 8 (gene Emc8). The record is from RefSeq and is a predicted model, not a curated record. Bases 122 to 745 code for a protein of 207 amino acids. Gene Ontology annotation, cellular component: EMC complex. The transcript is spliced from 5 exons. Lineage: Eukaryota; Metazoa; Chordata; Mammalia; Rodentia; Cricetidae.